AUGCGAUCUUCUGACGAGUCCGACUACUUUGACGAUGACGAUUUUGUUGUGCCUGAUGAUAUUGACGCCGUAAACGCGUCUCGUCCAGCCAAACGUCACCGUGUACGACCUCCGACGCGCCACGAAGACCACGCCGAUGCCUCGUCGACAGAUGCCUUCUCUGAUAUUGACGAAGAGGCUUUCAACGAAAGUGAACUGUACGCAGCCCGUGACAAAGAACAUGCUCGUCCUAAAAAUCGGAGUUUUGUACCAAAACACAGCAACAAACAAGAAAAUAUUUUCGUUACCCAAUUAACGCAACCUCCCUCGAGCCCUGACCGAAUACGUGGACCGCGAUGGAAAAAGCCAGACCCUGAAGCCCUUCGCCCUGCUUUAAUACCGAAUUUACAGGAGAGCGAGAAGAACCGACAGCCAGAUGAGUUCUCGGAUGACGAUGAGGAUGCGUUAAGGGCUGCGUUGGCUGCUUCGCUGGACUCAUUCGAGGCAGAGAAAGCUGCACGAGGACCAUUCACUGCACAUCCCGCGAGGAACCCCACCCCUGGAAGACCUCUGCCAUCCGCGAUCGUGACAACAGCUGCACCGCAAGGUUCUUCGUUUGAGCUUGACGAUAUCCCGGACGACGCAUUUGACUCCUCGCCGUGCCUAUCGCCAGUCGCACGGCCCGCUCAAACAUCAACCUCUUUCUCCAGCACCCAUGGGGAUCGAUCAUUCUUCCGGCAAACCACCUUGUAUGGCAUGAUUCAGACAAACCCAGAUAUUGCACGACAACACCAAGACCCCGGCCCGCCAGAUAAAGUCGAACCCCCAACACACCACAAAUUAAACCACGAUGCACUGGAAACAUGGUGGUACCCCAUGAAUAUGGGUAGCAUCCGAGAUUAUCAAUACAACAUCACUCAAAAGGGCCUUUUCCAUAAUCUCCUCGUUGCUUUGCCUACUGGUCUGGGAAAAACCUUCAUCGCUGCAACAAUCAUGUUGAACUGGUUUCGCUGGACGAAAGAUGCUCAGAUCAUCUUUGUAGCCCCGACCAAGCCGUUGGUGUCGCAACAAGUAUCAGCAUGUUUAGAGAUUGCAGGCAUUCCACGUUCUCAAACCACUAUGCUCACUGGAGGCGCGGCACCAGGCAUUCGUGCCCAGGAAUGGAAGUCAAAGCGGGUAUUCUUCAUGACCCCUCAAACAUUGAUCAACGAUUUGAAGACCGGCAUUGCAGACCCCAAGCGCAUUGUUCUUGUGGUCGUAGACGAGGCCCAUCGUGCCACUGGAGGUUAUGCCUAUGUGGAAGUGGUCAAAUUUAUGCGACGUUUCAGCAACAGCUUCCGUGUUCUAGCCCUGACAGCCACGCCAGGAUCCACAGUUGAAGCCGUGCAGGGCGUCAUCGAUGGCUUGGAAAUCUCACGAGUGGAAAUUCGUACUGAGAAUUCUCUUGACAUUCGGGACUAUGUACACGCUCGCAAUAUUGAGAUUGAGACAUUUGAAUAUUCAGAAGAAAUUCAGUUAUGUUUAGAUCUUUUCUCUGCUGCUCUGCAGCCCCAAAUGGAUCAACUUCGAUCACUUAAUGCUUAUUGGGGCAAAGACCCUCUAAUGCUCACUGCCUUCGGCUUGACCAAAGCUAGACAACAAUGGAUGGCCUCCGAAGCUGGCAGAAAUGCUGGGUUUGGGCUGAAGGGUAUGGUGAAUGCUAUUUUUACUGUUCUUGCCAGUUUGGCACAUGCGCUUGAUUUGUUGAAAUAUCAUGGAAUCGUGCCAUUUUAUCGCCAUUUGUUGCAUUUCAAAUCGAAUACCGACGGCCAGAAAGGCGGCAAAUAUCAGAAGCAAAUUGUGCAGAAUGAGAGUUUCAAAAAACUUGUCUCCCAUGUUGAUCCAUGGAGCAAAAAUCCUGAAUUCAUUGGUCAUCCCAAAUUGGAAUAUCUGAAAUCUGUGGUUUUGAACCACUUCAUGGAUGCUGGAGAAGGCCAAGAAAAUGCUGAUAACAGCAAGCCAACUACGCGCGUCAUGAUUUUUGUACAUUUCCGCGAUAGUGCCGAGGAGGUGUCGCGUGUAUUGAAACGAUAUGAACCCAUGAUCCGACCACAUAUCUUUGUUGGCCAGUCCAGUGCCAAAGGGUCAGAGGGAAUGUCCCAGAAGACCCAGCUUGACAUCAUUCAGAAGUUCAAAGCGGGAACUUACAAUACCAUUGUGGCAACCUCGAUUGGUGAAGAAGGUCUGGAUAUUGGUGAGGUAGAUCGCAUUGUGUGCUAUGAUUCUUCUGCGUCGCCAAUCCGAAUGCUGCAGCGUAUGGGUCGAACUGGACGUAAACGAGCCGGAAAUAUCACACUUCUUUUGAUGAAGGGCAAGGAGCAAGAUUCUUACAUCAAGGCCAAAGAUAACUACGAAAAAAUGCAAGAGAUGAUUGCAAGUGGUUCACGAUUCGAUUUCCACGAUGAUCUGUCUGCCCGAAUUCUCCCUGCGGGCAUUCGACCAGUGCCUGACAAGCGGAUCAUCGAAAUUCCUCAAGAGAACUCUCAGCGAGAGUUACCAGAACCGAAGCGCAAGGGUCGCGUGCCUAAGCGGCCACCAAAGGUUUUCCAUAUGCCCGACGAUGUCGAGACUGGCUUCACGCGGGCCUCAGCCUUGGGUGAAGACGGUGUACAGAAAUCCAAACCUUCAAAGGCGCCCUCCAAGACGAAACCCAAGACACCUGCCAAGACAGCACAGAAAAAAAAGUCGACCACACCAAAAAAGCGGACUCGGACCCCUGAACCUGUACUCGCCGAGCGGCCGACAAUGGCAGAGCUCGAUAUUGAGUUCCCAUAUGCGAUGCGCGAGUAUGAGGAGGCCAUGCGGGCAGUCGGCGACGUGACAACCCCUCGUACUGGCUUCUGGCCCCGUCCUGAGGAUUCAGUCAGGAAAUCAAGCCGACCUACGAAGAUGAUCCCUCAUAGUUCUCUGAGUCGGCGUGUUAGCAACGUCAUACGGAACAUGGAUCUAGCCAUUCCUAGAGGCGACUGA
Penicillium verhagenii is the source of this 2988-nucleotide messenger RNA. It is a transcript of the gene mph1, whose product is annotated as 3'-5' DNA helicase. The transcript has a single exon. The coding region runs from base 1 to 2988 and encodes 995 amino acids. Gene Ontology annotation, molecular function: four-way junction DNA binding; four-way junction helicase activity; ATP binding. Gene Ontology annotation, biological process: double-strand break repair via synthesis-dependent strand annealing; interstrand cross-link repair; replication fork reversal. NCBI's taxonomy places the organism in Eukaryota, Fungi, Ascomycota, Eurotiomycetes, Eurotiales, Aspergillaceae. The record is from RefSeq and is a predicted model, not a curated record.